AUGGAAAAUCAAGGAAACGAAAAUGUUGCUGCUGCUGCUGCCGCUGCCGCCGCUGCUGCUGCCGCUUCCGUUCCUAAUGUUGCUAUCCCUUCUGCUGCUGCAACAAUUCCAAUGGCUCUACCGAUCCACAACUCUGCCCCUGCUCAUGGAGAAAGACCGGAAAAAUUUACCGGUGUUGAAUUCAAAAGGUGGCAACAAAAGAUGCUGUUUUACCUUACCACCAUGAACCUUCAAGGGUUCUUGCGACAAACUGCUCCUACGGUGGCUGAAGACGACACUGAAGUUCAAAGGAGAAAUGCUUAUGAUGCUUGGUACCACAGUGACUUCCUCUGUCGUAACUAUGUCCUCAACGGACUCGACAGUACGCUAUACAAUGUCUACAACAACUUCAAGACUUCGAAAGAGUUGUGGGACUCUCUCGAAAAGAAGUACAAAACGGAGGAUGCCGGCUUGAAGAAAUUCAUAGUCGGACGGUUCCUUGACUACAAGAUGGUGGACUUCAAGACAGUGGUUGAGCAAGUCCAAGAGUUGCAAUUGAUCCUGCAUGAGAUUCAUGCCGAAGGAAUGCAACUAAACGAGUCUUUCCAUGUAGCCGCUAUCAUCGAGAAGCUACCGCCUCUGUGGAAAGAUUUCAAGAACUACCUCAAGCAUAAGCGCAAGGAAAUGCGACUUGAGGACUUGAUCGUGAGGCUUCGAAUUGAGGAGGACAAUCGUCAAGCCGAAGCCAAAACCGUGAAAGGAAAGAUGGAGGCAAAAGUGAAUUUGGCCGAGCCAAGUGCCAAGAAAAGAAAGGUGACCAAAGGCAAGCCAAAUCCAACUAAAAGGUUCAAAUGAAGCUGCCACAACUGUGGAAAAAUUGGUCACAUGGCUCGAGAAUGUCGUCAGCAAAAGAAGGGACAUCACCAAGCU
This is a messenger RNA of Erythranthe guttata (spotted monkey flower), 909 nucleotides long. Lineage: Eukaryota; Viridiplantae; Streptophyta; Magnoliopsida; Lamiales; Phrymaceae. The record is from RefSeq and is a predicted model, not a curated record.